This is a messenger RNA of Aptenodytes forsteri (emperor penguin), 7619 nucleotides long. RefSeq names its product vascular endothelial growth factor receptor kdr-like. Gene Ontology annotation, biological process: protein phosphorylation; positive regulation of kinase activity; multicellular organism development. Gene Ontology annotation, molecular function: vascular endothelial growth factor receptor activity; ATP binding. The coding region runs from base 258 to 4211 and encodes 1317 amino acids. NCBI's taxonomy places the organism in Eukaryota, Metazoa, Chordata, Aves, Sphenisciformes, Spheniscidae. The transcript has 30 exons. Gene Ontology annotation, cellular component: signaling receptor complex; plasma membrane. The record is from RefSeq and is a predicted model, not a curated record.
GCCUAAAAACUUGCCCCUCGAGAAGAAAGGAAGGAAAACAAAAUCUGCAGCCCAAGGAUGAAGCGGUGAAUGUAAAGAACAAUUUAACUGGAAUCAACAAGUGGGAACUCCUGCACGCCUUGCUCUUCCCCUCCCUUCCCGCUCCAGCCCGCAGGCUUUCAGAAACUUGUUGCUGGAAAGAAAACUUGUCCCCGUCUGCCGACCGCUCCUCCUGCGCCUUACAAGGGAUACAGCAGUCACCCGCACCGGCACCGGCGAUGGUCCCCAGGCCGAGCGUCGCCCUGGCCGUCUAUGCCCUUCAGGGGCUGCUCCUGAUGCACGGUCUUGCUGAGGAAGAAUUUUUUGAGAAACCAACACUAAGCACUGCGAAAGACCACAUUGUCAUCUUAGCAGGAGAGACCCUAAAAAUAAAAUGCAGGGGAGCACCUUCUGUAAGCUGGCUUUUGAGGAGGGACCAGAAGGAAGACCCCCGGGUGCACAUAAGUAAUUGUCGCAAUAACACAAGGCAAAGCUGCAGCAUGCUUGUCAUCAGGAAAGUCAUAGCUAAUGACACCGGUUACUUCACCUGCAUUCAUGAUGACUCCCCAUCUAAAGAGGAUCUCAUGGCCAAGAUUUAUGUGUUUGUUAAAGACUACAAAAAUCCAUUUGUGGAGAUGCACCCGGAACAUCCUGAAAUAAUCUACAUUUUAGAUGCUAAGAAAACGGUUGUUGUCCCUUGCCGAGUUACCUCGCCAGAUAUCAAACCCAAGCUUAUCCAGUAUCCUUCUUCUGUAGAGAUGAAGUUCGAGAGGAUGGCGUGGAACCCAAGAAGAGGAUUUGUCAUCCCCUCUCAUUCUUUUAUUCACUCUGGACUACUCACAUGCACUGCAAAUGUCAAUGGAAGUGUGUUCACCUCCUAUUACCUAGCACAGAGACUGGAGGGCAGAGUACAGAACCUGGCUCUGAAAGCAACUCCCAAAAAACUGCUGGUUGGAGAAACUCUCGAUUUGGAAUGCAGAGCAGAAACCUUCAUCAACGGGCGCAUUGAGCUCAUAUGGACAUGUCCUAAUGGAAGACACCCUUAUCCUAGAAGAACAAUAGACCAGAGUGGCACGGUGUAUAAAGUUGGCAGUAGCCUGAGGAUUGAAAAUGUCACCAUGCAAGACGGAGGCCUGUACGUAUGCAAAACAUUCAACGUCACAAGGCUGGAGGCCAAUGUCACAGUUACAGUGUACGACAAACCUUUCAUUACGGUUUCACAUAAGAAAGGGCCUUACUAUGAGAUUACAUCAGGACACAAGUCACUGAAACUAGCUGCAAAGGUGGACGCCUUUCCUCGUCCAAGCGUCACCUGGUACAAAGAUGGCAGACUGAUCAAGGAUAACCACACUUGCUAUGAGCCGGAUCCAAUGAAGUACAGACUGGGCAUAAGAGACGUGAGACCAAAGCACGCUGGAAACUACACCAUCGUCUUGAGCAACGCAAAAUACGGCCUGUAUAAGAACCUCACCAUGCAGCUGGUAGUGACAGAGAGACCCAAAAUCUAUGAAAAGGAAACUGAUUUUGAUAAGAUUGAGCGGGUGGAAUUAAGAAGCAAACACAAAAUCCAGUGCACCGUAAGCGGGAAUCCUGACCCGAAGAUUGAGUGGAAGUGGCAGCCCUGCAGCCUCACAGACACACUAUGCAACCCCGCUGGGCAAAAAAUUGUGGUUCAGGAGAACAUGUUCAUAGGCAACAAGAUCAGAAGCAUUGAAAACAUAACCAUGAAGCAUGGGGAUAAAAGAAAGAUUGUGAGCACACUAACUAUGGAAAACAGCAGUGCAUCAGGAAUCUAUUACUGUGUGGCUUCAAACAAGAUCGGCGAAGAAGAGAGGAGCAUUGAGUUCUACGUCUCAGAUGUGCCGUUUGGGUUGCAAACAGACCCACAAGUCACAGCCAUUGUGGGGAAUGACGUCCAACUGACCUGCCGGGCCUCCAAGUACAUCUACAGUCACCUGGCCUGGUAUUACCCCUCCUCAGAGGCGGCUCUCAGUGACUCAGUGAUCAAGAAGACUGACAACUAUUCCAUUUCUUUGACACUGGUCAUUACUAAUGUCACGAAGGAACAGAGUGGCCUCUACAAGUGCAGAGCCCAGAACCAGCACAACAGCACCGACACGCUAGAACAGCACACUCAGCUCCUCGUCAGAGCAAAGGCAGCACCGUACGUGAUACAAAACCUCACAGAUCUGGAGGUUAACAUCAGUGGCAAGAUCAUCCUGGAGUGCAAAGUCAGUGGAACACCAGAACCUCAGAUUACGUGGAGGAAGAACGGCUACCCCAUUUCAGCAGCAUCAGGAAUUUCCAUGGAAAAUAAUACCCUGGUCAUUGAGCGAGUGAAAAAGGAUGAUGAAGGGCUCUAUGAAUGCAGGGCAUCCAAUGACAUGGGCCAAGACAGCACAUCGGCCUUCAUUAAAAUACAAGGUUCUGAGGAGAAAUCCAACAUUGAAGUUAUCAUCUUGGUCUGCACUGGUCUAGCCGCUACCCUCUUCUGGCUUCUUCUGACCCUAUUCAUUCGGAAACUGAGAAAACCUGAUGCCACAGAUAUUAAAACAGGAUACCUGUCAAUUAUAAUGGAUCCAGAGGAAAUGCCUCUUGACGAGCAGUGUGACCGUCUUCCCUAUGACAGCAGUAAAUGGGAGUUCCCAAGAGACAGACUGCGCCUGGGUAAAACACUGGGUCAUGGUGCUUUUGGGAAGGUGGUGGAGGCGUCUGCUUUUGGCAUUGAUAAAUCUUCAACCUGCAAAACAGUUGCCGUAAAAAUGCUUAAAGCAGAAUGUGCAACUACUAAUGAAUGCAAGGCUUUAAUGUCUGAACUGAAGAUCCUUAUCCAUAUAGGACAUCAUCUGAAUGUAGUCAACCUGCUGGGAGCCUGCACCAAAGCUGGAGGUCCUUUAAUGGUCAUAGUAGAAUAUUGCAAAUAUGGAAAUCUGUCCAACUAUCUAAGAGGAAAACGAGGAGAUUUCAUUGCAUACAAGUCCCAGGAAAACUCUGACCAAGCAGAAAAAAGUCUGGAUGAGUCCAACAGUGAUUUGACUGAACUGAUCAAGAGGCGCCUUGAGAGCGUAGCCAGCACAGGAAGCUCUGCCAGCUCGGGAUUUAUUGAAGAUAAGAGUUACAGCGAUUCAGAAGAUGAAGAAGAAGAUGCUGAGGAUCUGUACAAGCGGCCCCUGACUUUGGAGGAUCUGAUUUGCUAUAGCUUCCAAGUGGCAAAAGGCAUGGAGUUUCUCGCCUCCCGAAAAUGCAUUCAUCGGGAUUUGGCAGCAAGGAACAUCCUUCUUUCAGAGAACAACGUGGUUAAGAUCUGUGACUUUGGACUAGCCAGAGAUAUUUAUAAAGACCCUGACUAUGUACGGAAAGGAGAUGCAAGACUUCCACUCAAAUGGAUGGCUCCAGAAGCUAUUUUUGACAAAAUUUACACAACACAGAGUGACGUCUGGUCUUUUGGAGUGCUGCUAUGGGAAAUAUUUUCUCUAGGUGCCUCACCAUACCCUGGAGUGCAGAUAGAUGAGGACUUUUGCCGACGGCUCAAAGAAGGAACCCGGAUGAGAUCUCCAGAGUACUCUACUCCAGAAGUCUACCAGACAAUGCUGGAUUGUUGGCAUGGAGUACCCACAGAGAGGCCUACUUUCACUGAGCUUGUGGAGCGCUUAGGAGAUCUUCUUCAAGCCAACGUACAGCAGGAUGGUAAAGACUAUAUUCCACUGAACAUCACCUUGUGUCCUGAUGGAGAAUCUAACUCCAAAACUUGCCCUGUGGAAGAAAACCUGAACAACUGUGUUAAUCGCUGGAGUGCAGUGGAAACUGGUAACAACAGCAAGAAGCGACCACUGAGUGUGAAGACAUUUGAUGAGGUGCCGGUGGAAAAGGAGAAAGUGAUGCAUGAGGAGUCGGACAGUGGGAUGGUGUUGACGUCAGAUGAGAUAAAAAGCCCGAAGAGGCUGGAAAUCCGUUCUUGGCCUUAUGGGAUCAUGGCUCUAGCGCGGAGAGCUGUUAGCAAGAGCAAAGAAUCCAUAUUAUCUGAUCAUGAGCGUGAGGCUGUCAAAUACCAGCCAGCAGUACAGGCAGAAGAGGACACCAUGGACUUCACACUGGAAGACUCUGUUCUCCUUCCUAUGGAUCCAAACCUGGAAUGCCACAGCCCACCUCCAGAUUACAACUCCGUCAUUCACUACUCAGCCCCUCCAGUGUAAUCAGCCCAACCUGACACAGGGCAUCUUGCACCUCUCUUAACCAUGCUAGAUUCUUACAUGCCUCCAUGCCUGGAUAAAGAGACUGGGUAAAAACGGAAGGGAAAUCUGACAGGACACUGGUUCACGUGUUUCUUCUGGCACAUCUCUGAUGUGAAUAGAAACAUUUAAAGAGCAUCUUCUUUGCUAUCUUUAAAGGCCUAUUGCAACAUAUGCAGUAAAUUAAAAUUCUGUCUGUCGGAAUCGUAAGUAGGAGCCGCAACCCAGAACUGCUUCCACUCCUUCCUCCCCUAGCUGGGACUGCUUAUUGGCAUUCGCAGAUUUACAAGUUCCUUCAUUCACAUUUUACUCCAUAAGAGUCACCAAGAGUCAUGUCAAGCUAGUUGCGAAAACAAGAUUAAUUCUACUGGUCCUGCACACAUCCCGCAGGGAUUGUUUAGUACGAUGCUGUACGGGAUCAGUUGAAAACAACAGCCAUACACACUAACGUUUUGCUUUUGGAGAAAAUCCAAAAUUGAAACAUCGUUCUUAACUUGGGAUCUCACCUACCGUAAAUAUUUCUGAAAUAUUUUGAAAUCCAAAAUAUUUUGGUUACAAUUUGUGAUUUAAUAAUUUCCACUGCCUAUAGGAUACACUCCUAAAAAUGAUAUGGCACAGAGAAAGCAGAUAGUACUUGUGUAUCAAGAGGCAGGCUGGUCUUUUGGGCCAUCAGGGCAUACAAUGUGGUUAAAUCCGUCUCCUUGUCUUUUCUGCUUGUCCAAACAGCAAUUUAUUUAGCAUACAUGCAGUAGGGAACUUUGAUGGAGAUGCAUCUGUAAUGAUUGCAAGGCAAAAUCACUGCCUUAAAUAAGAACCUUCUUAAGCUUAAAUAGACAGAAUUUCCCUGCGCACAUGCACAUGUUUGUGUGAAUGUGCAUAAAAUACUCAUUAACAACAUGAGUUACACAUAAACGCACAUAUACCCUUGAGGCACCAGCAGGGUAGCAGCAUUUUUAUGUUUCUUUUCUGCACACAGGCUAUUUACUAAAAAGAAAAAAAAAAGUAUUUCCUUUGGAUUCUGUGGCAGAUGCCCAACAGUUUGAUCCUGGGAAUACUAGCCCAUGCUAAACUGUAAGCAUAUGUGACACAUACUUGUCUCUGACUGUCUUGCCAAGGUAAAUAUUAGUAUGAUACGCAAUGCCCUCUGCAUCUAAACCCUUCAUGGGUUCAUGGUAAUUCAAAAUUCUUUUUUUGCAGCCUAUUUAUGCAGGACUGAACGGAUCACAAAUUCUCACAUUUGAGAAAUUCAAAGUGCAUUGCCCCAAGCUCAAAAGCUGUGUGUGGCAGGGAUUGUUGGUCUGCAAGUAUGUAUACCCAGGUCCCAUGCAUACCCCAUGCAUACGCACAACUUCAAAAAUAAGCAAAUAAUCCUUGUCAUUUAACGUGCUGUGUAACAAGCAGAGCGGACUUUAGAAAUCUAGGAAGGGAAGAAGCAUCUAGGUUGCAAGUAUAAGAAGCAAGGAUGAGAAAGAUGUUCAUUGACAGUCAGGGCUAUAACCUCUUAAGUUAUAAGCCUGGAUCUAUAAAUGAGACACUGCAGUUUCUUCCAAGGUCUGCACAACCCUUUCCUUUUCUUCUUAGACUUGACACUGAUUUGACUUCUUCACAGAAAAAGAAUUUUUCUUCAUGAUUACAAACUAAAGGGGGGGAAAAAAAAAUCCAACACUUGCAAAACAAUUAUAUUACCUUGGCAAAGACAGCCUAAACACCCUCGCAGCAGUGAAGAAAACAUUUCUGGAUGAUCGGUUACAGUUGGUUACGUUGAAGUAAACACAAACAAGCCUCAGGUAUUAUCAAAGGGGGAAACCAAUCUCCAAACCCCAUACCACGUUAACUGUGAAUGCUAAAGCAUCUGAAGUACGGGCUCUGGGGAACUGCACUUCUCGUUCUCCUUGACUUCAGAUUCGAUGUAUUAAGGAAAUCACCUGCAGUAACGCACGAGCCCCUUGUUCAUAAAGGACCUGCUAGAUAGCUGUGGUCUGUAGUUGCUUUAUGGUCAUUUUUGCACUUCUAUGUAUUUUAGUACCUAUGUAUUAAGUAGAGCUGCCUAUAUAACAGAAGAAACUACUGGGAAAAAAUUCAUCUGAUGAGCCCCAAAAAGCUCAUGGGAUCGGUUUUUCAUCAAACAGUAAAUUUUAUAGCUCUGAUCAAAUAAUCAAUCACUUCUUUUGGAAAUAAUUUAUUCACGUGGCAAAAAGAAAAAAGGUGCAGACAGUUUGUCUGGCUCUACAGUUAAUGGCAUCAGUGUGAGACGGUUUGUUAUUGUGCCUUGUUCUGUAAGAAAAAUGACAAUGUUUGAAAAACUUUGCUUAUAAACUUUAAAAUAAGUACAUCUAGGGGAAAACACCUGCAAAUAUGCUCUCUAUUUCGAAAAAGAAUGGGUAACACUGCUGCGUGAACUGUCUGCUUCUGAGAGCGCCGAGUAUAUCAUCUUUCCACUUUAUCAAGGAUGAACUGUAGAGGUUUCUCUGGGACCAGAGGAACAUGAAGCAUGUUCCCUGAGCGGGACCCAGGCGGACACUCUAACGGAGCGCUGGUAGCCAGGUCCCUUUCUGGCUCUCAGUAACAUGUAUCAGCCUUUCUGCAUCGCGUGAGAUGAUGUGAAAACAGAGCGCAGGCUCAAGUGCUCAAGACGUUUUAAAACACUGCUUGCAUUGACAGCCCCCCCGAACACUGGGGGCUCCUCUGCAGUGGCAAAAAUCAACAGCCGUCUUGAGCAGUAUCGAUGCCCAUUUCUUCAGAGAGCGAAGAUACCCUCUGAACACGCAAUAAUGGCCUUCAAGUGUUCUGGAAAUGGCGAAUGACUGAUGUUUGGGCAGCUGUGUUUCCAAUGUUUAUUCUGAGUGGAAGAUUUUUUUCCUCCUUAUAGUAAAUGUAACAAGCAAAAGUAUUGCCUGAAAAGUAUUAUUGAACAUGUCUUCUAUUUUAUUUACUAAUAUUUUGUUUGUCCUUUUCUCUCCUCCCCUAAUUUAAUUAUUGUUCUUUUCUUACAAUGAUGUAUAUAGUUUACUCAGUAGAAACAAAUAUAGUGAUUCAUUUAUAUGGUAAAAUUUGUAACAUUUUAGUCAAAAGAGAAAGAGAUACCCAGACAUAACAGAGUUAAGUAUUGUUACUAAACAUUUCACUAAUGCUUGCAGGCCAGGCUCCAGUUUACAGUACCCUACUAGCGCCAUUUCAUAGCAGUUCUCCUCUUGGCUGCGAGUAUCUCUGGCUCUCACUUAUUCUCCACGUUAUUUAGUUUCAGUUAGGAAACAGGGAUCUGGAGGAAUCUGGCAGGUUUAACUCAUUCCUGGAAGUGUCACCACGCAGCUCAAGGUAAAGGCAAGGAAUUUUCACUGCCUCUGUUUUAACUCAAGGCUGGUGUAUUGGCUA